Molecule: messenger RNA, 3354 nt
Organism: Anopheles coluzzii
Lineage: Eukaryota; Metazoa; Arthropoda; Insecta; Diptera; Culicidae
Product: transcriptional repressor CTCFL-like
Exons: 4
Coding region: 197-2389 (730 amino acids)
Biological process (GO): regulation of transcription by RNA polymerase II
Molecular function (GO): DNA-binding transcription factor activity; RNA polymerase II cis-regulatory region sequence-specific DNA binding
Source: RefSeq, a predicted model, not a curated record
UUACGUUCUGUCAACAUUUGUUGGGAAUCGCAAAGGCGAAAAUUUUGUUGUGCGUUCUUGCAAAUGUAGAUUGUUUUCUAUAUAUUUUCCUUCUCAAAAGCUGGAACAGUGAGUGUUGUAUUCUUCAGCUCGGUGCAUCUUGCAUUGUUUCGUUACAGUCAAUCCGGCCAAGCGAGGCAGAUAACGCAACACUACAAUGAGUUCGAAACGCAUCAAACAGGAACCAAACACCAAGAAAAGGGCAGCGCAGCAAGACUCUGUUCCGGCGCCGAUAAAGGAAGCGAAGCAGGAAAAGCUAGACAUGGAGGACGUGGAGCUGAUAUCGGCAGGCCUGGAGGACGACGACGAAGGCGGGUGCUAUUUCGUGGACCAGAAGGGCAACUACUACUUCCAAGCCAACGAGGACGCGGAGCUGACGGCGGUGGAUGCAGGUCAAACAGAAUUCGAGGGGCUAACAGACGAGCCGGACAAAUCGGAGGAAGGUGUCAGCUACGUACUGAUCAUGAACGAUGCGGACAAGUCGACGCUCGUCCUAAAUGAUGAGCCGAGCCAGGGCGACAGUAAGGAUAACGAGAUCUACGAUUUCGAAGAUCCGGACUACAUCGUGCAGGAAGAGCAGGAGCCGGCGAAAAAGACGCAAACGCGCGGUAAGCGCACCCAGCAGAGCACGGGCUCGACGUACAUGUGCAAUUACUGCAACUACACCAGCAACAAGCUGUUUCUGCUGUCGCGCCACCUCAAAACGCACUCCGAGGACCGGCCGCACAAGUGUGUGGUGUGCGAGCGGGGCUUCAAAACGCUGGCCUCGCUGCAGAACCACGUCAACACGCACACGGGCACGAAACCGCACCGGUGCAAACACUGCGACAACUGCUUCACGACCUCGGGCGAGCUGAUCCGGCACAUCCGCUAUCGGCACACGCACGAACGGCCGCACAAGUGCACGGAGUGCGAUUACGCGAGCGUGGAGCUGAGCAAGCUGAAGCGCCACAUCCGCACGCACACGGGCGAGAAACCGUUCCAGUGUCCGCACUGUACGUACGCGUCGCCGGACAAGUUCAAGCUGACGCGGCACAUGCGUAUCCAUACCGGCGAGAAGCCUUACUCCUGUGACGUUUGCUUUGCACGGUUUACGCAGUCCAACUCGCUGAAGGCUCACAAGAUGAUACACCAAGUUGGCAACAAGCCCGUUUUUCAAUGCAAACUCUGCCCGACGACCUGUGGCCGCAAGACGGAUCUGCGCAUUCACGUGCAGAAUCUGCACACCGCGGACAAGCCGAUCAAGUGCAAGCGGUGCGACAGCACGUUCCCCGACCGGUACAGCUACAAGAUGCACGCGAAAACGCACGAGGGCGAGAAGUGCUACCGGUGCGAGUACUGUCCGUACGCUUCGAUCUCGAUGCGCCAUCUGGAAUCGCAUCUGCUGCUGCACACGGACCAGAAACCGUACAAGUGUGACCAGUGCGCCCAAACGUUCCGCCAGAAGCAGCUGCUGAAGCGGCACAUGAACUACUACCACAAUCCGGACUACGUGGCGCCCACGCCGAAAGCGAAGACGCACAUCUGUCCCACCUGCAAGCGCCCGUUCCGGCAUAAGGGCAACCUGAUCCGGCACAUGGCAAUGCACGAUCCCGAGUCGACGGUGAGCAAGGAGAUGGAGGCGCUGCGCGAGGGCCGGCAGAAGAAGGUGCAGAUCACGUUCGAGGAGGAGAUCUACAAGGGCGAGGAAGACUACGAAGGGGAGGAGGACGAGGAGGAUGAGGAAGAUGAAUACGAGGGCGACGAUACGGAGGAGGAUGAAGAGGACGAGGACGACGAGCUGGCAGCGGGACCGUUGGGUACGAGCGACGUCGUAACGGUCGAGGACGGGGACGGCCAGUACGUGGUGCUGGAGGUGAUACAGCUGCAGGACAAAGAUAGCAAAGCGGCCGGCAUGGAGAAGUCGCGCAAGAAGCGGGGCGCACCGAAGCGAAAGGCAACGUCUCCACCCGCCGUCGCUACACCUCCGUCGACUUCCAGGGCGAGAACGGCCACGAGGACGGCGACCACGACAACGCGCGCGCUGCGGAGUGCGAAAAAAGAACCGGCGGAGUCGCUCGAUAUAGACGGAAUAAAUCUGGUGAUGGUGACCGGGGAACCGGAGGACGAAAAGCACGAGAUAGCAAUCGAGCAUCAGGGUGCCGACUCGGGGGAUGAGUUUAUCCUCUCCACGGAAGAUUUGCAGGAAGCGGAAAUGAUGAUGUCAACGUUUGAAGAUACAAAGCGAUCGCGCUAUGAUGUUACCAUAAGCCAGGCCGAGCUGGAGAAAAACAUGAGCAACUGCUUCGGAUUCGAUGACGAUGAUGACGAAGAUUUAGACACCAAAGCAACAAUAACGCUGCUGAAUUAAUUCUCCGAAUGGCUGCCGUAGAUUCCGAGCGGUGCCGUGAUAUCAUUUCUGCAGCGAUGAUGCAACCCAAAUCCAACUCCAAGCACCUUAGCUGCAGUCGUAUGCGCAUUAACGUUCUCGGUUUCGUUGACGCUAAUGUCGCCCCCCGGUUUGGUAUGUAAGUUUGAGAAAGGUUUUACUUUAUCUUUUGUACAUCAAAUAGCUGUUUGCUUUCCCAAUUCUGUAUCUCACGUUAUGUGAUAGAAGAGCUGUUCUUUUUCCCCCUUCUUUUUUGCGCCACUCUCCGCACUUAGGCAAGAAAGGGCAUCCAUUUUCCGUUAGUGUACGCGCGAAUAUGCAUAUUUAUUCGAAUUUGUUUUUCACCUUCAAUCACAGCUUUGUUCCAAUUUUGGGAUGUUUUUGUUAUUGUGUUGUAUUAUCAAUCGGAGUAAGGUACUCCGAAGAAAGGUCUAUGUAAACGCAAAGGCGAAGGAUUUUUUACUUACACUUGAAUGUGAAUACGCAUGCGGUACUUGUCUAUUCUUGAACUUCUUACUGUAUAGUUUCCCUCUUAAGCAGAAACCCGUGACUUAGGUAAAUGCUAUGAACAACACGAUGCACUAGCGGCGCCCGUUGUUACAGUAAAAUCAAGGCAGCACAAAAUUUCAAUACUCUCUUUUGGAACAAUCCAAAUUUCAAAGUGAUAGGUGUCGAUAGUUUUUCUUAAGGGUAUCACUUUUAACUUAAGACAUCCAAUGACACUAUCCACCCGCCAUACUGAAUACCAUGGAAUAGGAAAAGGGUAAACUUACACCUUUGUAAUCGAAGCGAGAGAAGCUAGAUAGAAUGCUGUAAUGUUUCUAUUUCGUCCUCACCGCUAGUAGCUUAUCACUAUCCUCUAGUAUAUGAGUUUUAGGGUUUAAAGCGAUUGUUUAGUAAGUAUACAUUAAGGCGAAAUAAAAUAUUAACUACCAUACAACACCUAA